AUGCCACUAAAACCAAAUCUGAAAGGGUCUCAAAAGAGCCGAACAACGUCAAAAGAAUCAUCACCAAUACUGACAGAACAAACCACAUUUUCAACUGAUUUGCAGCAUUGUUUAUUACAGUCAUAUACAUUUAGUGAAGUCAUGAAGGAAUUCUCAAAUCACCCGUGGCCACAAUUAAGCAAAGAAUGUUUCAAAAUUAUAUUGGAAAUGGAAGACGAAAAUCUCAAAAUUUUGAAUAUUUGUAAACUUUUAAUUCAUGGAAUAUUACAUAAAAGAAGGUUUCCUUUUCUUUUUAAGGUAGAUAGUGAAUUUCGAAUUCAAAUAGUCGAGACCUAUAGGAAACUACUUGUAGUGGGCUGGAGUUUGUCAGAGAUAGAAAUUCUUUUAUUAUUCUAUUUCAUCAAUCGAAACUUAAAUGAAGUCAAAAAUUUAUUCCCAUAUAAAACUUGUGAUACAUAUUUUUCCUCAAUACUCGAAACUUUACCAAGUUUUGAAUCAAGCAUUAAUUUCAGUUUACACCAUGCGCAACCUGAUCGUUAUGACUUAGUUGAGGAGACUAUGAAAUUUAAUGCAAAUGGUAAUUCGAAUUUUUAUAAAGUAAAUGAUUAUGUACUAUCCAUAGCUUCAAUUCAAAGAAAUGAAAGAAAGAAACAAAGUCAAUUAUUUGAAUCUUAUUUAAAGGAUGAUAAAUCACAAGCUGUCAAAUUUGAAGAUUGUUUAAAAUAUGAUCUUACGAGUGAAAGUUUACUAGAAUGUUUUCCAGAUUUUGAACUUCAUGAUAUACUUGAAUAUGUUGAAUCAUGUCCAGAAUUCAACCCAUCAACCAUAACGUCUGGUGAGAAAAGAUUAAUGAAAAUACUUGUAGCAGAAAAAAACUCUUUAGAUGAAGUGAUUCCUUCAUUCCCGUUAAGAGAUAAACAAAUCAUUAAAUCCAAUUAUCAUGCCAUGGUUUAUGCAAGUGGUAAAGUUCCAAAAUUUAAAAAUGGAAUAGAAAGAUUAAUAUAUGAACAAGGAAUGACCAUGAAUACUGAUUCUUCAGGAAGAAGGAAUUCUAGAAGGAGUCUUCAAAGUGAAUUUGAUUUAGAUAUGUUACAAAAAUAUCAAAAACAAGCUAGAAAAAUUGAAUAUAUGAAACCUGUUAAGCCCGAAGGGAAAGAGAAAUCACUACUCAAAAGUGAAAGGACUAAGAGAUUGCAUAUAACUAAGAAAGAAAAAAUAGAAAACAGAAGGGCUAAAACUAAAGAAUUAUGGAUAAAAAGAAGACUAUCUGGAACAUCAAUUGGAUCUCAAACCGGAAUUAGUAAAACACCAACUUUAAAAACUGAGAUUCGUGAUUUGAAUGCUGGUUUUCAGCAUUUUCAAACUGUUGCAGGCGAUAGACAAAAAAUUAUAGAAGGUUCAAAAAGAAAACGUAUUCAAUCAAUAUUUUUUGAACCACUGACUGAACCAAUAAUUAAAAGAAGUCAAGUCAGACAAAAUCAAAAAGCUCAAGCAAGAUUACAAUUAAAAAAAGAAGCAUUAUUAAAACGUAAAAAUGAAAAAUUAGUUAAAAAAAGAAAAUAUACUAGAAAAGUAGCAUCAGAUUUUGAAUCAACUCCUGAACCAAGUGAUGAUGAUUUUUUAGAAACUCAAUUAGAUGAAGUAAAUCGUAUCAGUAAAUAUGAUCCACCAGAUUUAAAUGCUGAUACAUUAAUUCCAUUAUAUAAUCGUCAAUUAUAUAUUGAUUCUAUAUAUCAUGAUGAACCAUCACUUCCAACUUUAAAUUUUAGAGAUUUAAAAGAAAAUGAAAGUAUUAAAGAUGCAAUGACAAGUAAUGAUGGAACAAUUUUAUUUGAUGAUGGAUUAGCAGCUCAUGUUGUUGGAUCUCAUAUUAAAUGUUAUAAUGAAUUACCAAUAUCAUUUCCAACUUAUUUUAAUCAAGUUACAAUUGAUGUAAAUUAUGAACAUAGUGUUAAAAUUAGAUUUUUAUUAUAUCCUGAACAUAGUGAACUGUAUGUUUUAGCAGAACCAAAAGAUAAUGAAUUAGAUCCAGUUCUUGAAAUUAUGAAAGUUAUAAUGAUACAUUAUGCAUUAUAUUUUUCACAUUCUGAAAAAUUAAAAGAUAUAAUAAAUGAAUAUUGUCAUCAAUUAGAAGCUUCUAUAACAGAUAGUGAUUUUACUGAAUUUUUAUAUAUUAUUGAUAAAUGGAAUUUAUUAAUGUUAUAUUUAUCACCAAAUGAUUCAUCAGCUUCAAAAAUUUUAAAAGAAGGUAAAGAUUUAAAUGCAGGAGUAAGAGUAUUAUUAAAUCAAUCUGAAUUUAAAAUCCCCAAUGUUGAAGAAUUAAAAUUAGAUAUAUUUUAUGAAGAAAUAUGUUUUGAAUCAUUAAGUCCUAUAUAUGAACCAAUAAUUAUUAAAGAAGAAGGAAUAAUAGAAGAAGAUAUUAUUGAUGAUCCAAAUUUAGAUAUUUCAAUAAAAAAUUUUGAAAUUCCUGAAUUAACUACUACUAAAAGAAAUUAUACAAAACCUUCAACUUAUAAUUCAGAUUUUUUUAAAAGAUUAACUACAAAAGAUACAAUUUCAAGAUAUACAAUGCAACAAUUAUUAUUAAGAGUUUAUGCAAGAGUAGUAUCAACAGAUUCAAGAAAAUUAAGAUCUUAUAAAGCAUUUACAGCAGAAGUAUAUGGAGAAUUAUUACCAUCUUUCACAAGUGAAGUAUUAGAAAAAGUAGAAUUAAAACCAAAUCAAAAAUUUUAUGAUUUAGGUUCAGGAGUUGGUAAUACAACUUUACAAGCUGCAUUAGAAUUUGGAGCAUGUGUUUCUGGAGGUUGUGAAUUAAUGAAACAUGCAUCAUAUUUAACUAUAUUACAAGAAAAUUUAAUUCAAAAACAUUUAUCUAUAUGGGGAUUAAAUAAAUUAAAUUUAAAAUUUUCAUUAAAUCAAUCAUUUGUAAAUAAUUUACAAGUUCAAAAAGAUUGUUUAGAUUCUGAUAUUUUAAUUAUAAAUAAUUAUUUAUUUGAUGGUGAAUUAAAUGCAGAAGUUGGUAGAUUAUUAAAAAAUUUAAAAACUGGUACAAAAAUUAUAAGUUUAAGAAAUUUUAUAUCACCAAGAUAUAAACCUACUUUUGAUACAGUAUUUGAUAGAUUAAGUGUUGAAAAACAUGAAAUGACUGAUUUAAUGUCUGUUAGUUGGACUGCUAAUAAAGUUCCUUAUUUUAUUUCAACUGUUGAAGAUGAAAUUAGACCAGAAUAUUAUAAAAAAUUAGAUAAACAUGAAAUUGGUUUAUAUAAUGCUUUUAAUUCAAGAUCAGGUACUCCAUCUAUUAUGAAUGAUAAUAUGGAUAUUGAUGUGAAUAGAGAUGAAGAAAUGGAUAUUGAUGAAGAUGAUGAAGAGGAGGAACUUCACAAUCAAUUUGAUGAAGAAAAUAAUGAUGGAGAAUCUACUCCACCAACUGAUCAACAUUCAGAUAACGAUAAAUAA
This is a messenger RNA of Lodderomyces pseudojiufengensis, 3456 nucleotides long. It is a transcript of the gene DOT1, whose product is annotated as histone methyltransferase. Gene Ontology annotation, biological process: regulation of transcription regulatory region DNA binding; DNA repair; DNA damage checkpoint signaling. The transcript has a single exon. Gene Ontology annotation, molecular function: histone H3K79 methyltransferase activity. Gene Ontology annotation, cellular component: nucleus. NCBI's taxonomy places the organism in Eukaryota, Fungi, Ascomycota, Pichiomycetes, Serinales, Debaryomycetaceae. Bases 1 to 3456 code for a protein of 1151 amino acids. The record is from RefSeq and is a predicted model, not a curated record.